GACUGACUGACCGACCGAUUCCUGGUGAAUGAACGGUAUUUGACUCGAUGGCCGCUUUCCAUUCUACCACUCUCUAGACUGUCUAUUCGCUCUUCUCAUUUUUUUCUCUCUCUGUGCUCCCUUUCCCGAUAGAAUCGUGUCGACGCCAUCUCCAACUCGCCGAUACAGCAAAACGUUUCCGAACAACUUACCUUACACCAAGAUCUACAUCUCAUCUUACUUUGUCAUGCCGAAUCUCCGGGGCCCCCUGCGGGCGCUGCAGCUUGCGGCCCUACUCGCGACGAUAGCCUCGGCCGCCCGCGUCCGCCCGAGCCACAUAUUCGAGCGCGCCGACGGCGACAACGGGACCUGCGCCGCCGACUUCGCGAAGUGUUCGGAGGCCGGCCUCCCGGACGACUUCUGCUGCCCCCAGGGGUCGUCAUGCAUAGCCCUCGCCGCUAACACCACCAUCCUGUGCUGCCCCGAAGGCAACACCUGCAAGGUCAUCUCCGCCAUCACCUGCAACCUCUCGCUCCAGGACCCGGCCGCGAACCCCGAGGCCGAGAUCAAGACGACCGUGCUCGACGGCAAGCUCGAGACCUGCGGCAGCGGGUGCUGCCCCUUCGGCUACCGCUGCAACGGCAAGGACUGCGUCAUGGAGGACGACCAGAGCAAGCCGCCCGCGGCCCCUAGCCCUUCGCCGACGGGCGCACCGACCCCGUCGCCAUCCCCCCCGCCGGCCUCGGAGCAGUCGACGACGAUACAGGUCGUGGACGGGACCUCGACGCCAGCACCUGUGACGGACGCGCCCGCCUCGGGCUCCUCGAGCAACACCGUGGCGAUCAUCGGCGGCGUGGUGGGUGGCCUCGCGGCGCUCAUGCUAGCCGUCGCGGCCCUCUUCUUCUGCCGGGUGCGGCGGCGGAAGCGGGCCGAGGGCAAGGGGGAGCGGCACCGGCGGGAGUCGUCGACGUCGUCGUUCGGCAACAUCAUCAGCGCGCCGGUGCCGCACGCCAACUACCCGAGCCAGCGGCUCGACUUCCUGGCCAAGGCGCAGGAGAACAAGGCGCCGGCGACGCCGCCGCGCAGCGGGGCGUCGUCGCCGACGGCGGUGGCCGCGUCGUCCCCACCUUCUCCGAGCCGCUCGCGCCGCCAACCACCGCCGAUGCACGAGAACCCCUUCUCGCCGUCCUUCGCGUCCUUCCUCGGCAGCGGCGGCGGCGGCGACGACGCAGCGACCCGCCGCCCCGACACCGCCGACACGACCGCGCGCAGCCACCACGCGUCCGCCGAGAUCACGGGCCUGCGCAGCCUGACGCACGGCAGCCCGCAGCAGCAGCGGCCGCGCGCGCCCGCGCGCCAGGACAGCGGCGGCAGCCAGAACAUCGACGUCUUCGCCGACCCGUUCACGGUCGCCGGCGCCGGCAGAGGGUUCCUGGACGUCCCCGGCGCCGCCACCGACCGCAACAGCUCGGCGACGACCUGGUCCGGCAUCCAGCACCGCGCGGACCAGCCGCGGACGCGCGCGCCGGGCCCUUCGCGGAUGCGGUGGGGGUGAGGAGAGCCCCCGGGAGGGGGGGGGGGGGGGGUUAGGUAGAGACAGAUAGCGGGGGAGGAUGAUACGGCAGGGUGCGAUAGUAUGCGUGCUAACUAAUGCGGAUGGGACGGGACGGGACGCACCGCGGAGGAGGAUGGGCGGGAGCGCGAAUAGAAAGAGCGAGAAACAAAAAGCUGUCGAUUUGUAGCGUUCGCAUGAGCAGGCGUUCUUCUGACUUUCAGAUGGGGAGUGUUUUUUUUUUCUUGGGGUUUUCAUGUUUUCUCUUUCGCCUCUCCGUUGCAGCGCCGCGUUUGGGACCCAGCGAACCGUUGUCUACCUACUAAUUGUUUUUCCUUUCUGCGUUCUCUUUUCGAUCCCCCCCCUCUCCCCUGGCUCCGGGGGUCCGGCUCUCGUGCUCAUAUACCCCCUCCUUUUUCUUUCUUUGUCUUUUUUUUUCUUCUUGAUUUCCUGGCCCGGCGCGGAUAUCAACG
Molecule: messenger RNA, 2004 nt
Organism: Durotheca rogersii
Lineage: Eukaryota; Fungi; Ascomycota; Sordariomycetes; Xylariales; Xylariaceae
Exons: 1
Coding region: 227-1534 (435 amino acids)
Source: RefSeq, a predicted model, not a curated record